Messenger RNA from Fusarium keratoplasticum, 2091 nucleotides. RefSeq lists its product as uncharacterized. The transcript has a single exon. Lineage: Eukaryota; Fungi; Ascomycota; Sordariomycetes; Hypocreales; Nectriaceae. Gene Ontology annotation, molecular function: zinc ion binding; nucleic acid binding. The record is from RefSeq and is a predicted model, not a curated record. The coding region runs from base 1 to 2091 and encodes 696 amino acids.
AUGCCAUCUAAGGAAUUUGAUCCCGGUGAGGUCAUCAACCUCAUGUCUAGCGACGAUGAGGCUGUCCCGGUCAGCAAGAAGAGGUCACUGGACGAUGCUCAAGGGCCAAACUCUCACGAUUCACCAUCGACAACGGCACCCGAGUCCAAGCGACUGAAGACUGAUCUGACAGCAACUGCCGGAUCAGAGCCUGCAGGAGUGAAAGCAGAGGAUGUCCAAGAUGCCCAAGUCGGCGAGGAGGGUUCUCGCGAUGCAGACAAGGCAUCUUCUACAAAAGGGAACUCAUCUCCACAACUUGGAGACCAGACUGAACAAUCGAAGCCUACGGGAGAUUCAACAGGCACAAACAAGUCCUCCACGCAAGCAAGUACGCCGAGCGAGUCGGCGCUUGAGAGUUCAGGUGAAAUUCCUGUCUAUAAGCGAGGCGAGCUUAGUUUCCAGGUUCCUGGCCUCACUGGCAAGCAGGGCUCCUGGCUGAAUCGGUUCAAGGACUGGGUACGGGCUUUUCACGGCCUCAACUCUGAACAGAGUCAUGCUAUCACGCCUUCCUUGACCCAGGCCGCGUAUGCUAACUAUAUCGAGCACCAUGCGGGCUUGAAGCCCAAGAAGCGACGAAGUGCUAAGCAGGUAGCGAAAGAGUUUGAGAGCACAGGCGAGUUGGCUGCUCUCCUGGAGAGCCUCCAGCCACCGAAGCCAAAGGGACCUUCGCAGGGAACACUUGGCGGUUGGCUGGCUAAACAGCCCAACAAAGAAACUGGCCGCAAGCGCAAACACUCGCGCACUUCUAGUAUCAGCGAGGGUGAGAUUGCGGACGACGGAGAUGCGGCCAACUCUGAGAGCGAAGUCGAAUACGAACCUACCCUGAGCAAACAGGAGCAGGGCGGAGAAGCCGCGUCAAACGCGAAUGAAGGGGCGUCGUCAUCCUUGGAUAAAGGGUUGGCAAAUGGCAACCAAACAUCUGGUGCAGAGCAAACAUCAGGGUCUUCAAACACGCACAAUGCGCCAAUCGAUACCCAGAGGAACGUCCCCUCUGGAUCGGAAGCGUUGGAGCAGCAGCGCAGAUAUUUCCCCUCGGCCACUGAUCCUACUCAGAUGUGUCUUCUCUGCGGUCGGAGUACGCACCUGGCACCCAGUUGCCCGACGCUAAUAUGCUCAUCUUGUGGAAGUCUGGAACAUGCAGACAUCUGCUGCCCCACGAGACAAAGAUGCGACAAGUGCCGCCAACUGGGCCACCGGGCAGCUCAUUGCACCGAGAAGCUGGCAUUGACCAAGGAGGAAGGGCUUGCUUGCGCAGUGUGCAGUUCGGCAGACCACCUUGAGGAACACUGUACACUGCUAUGGCGAUCGUUUCACCCAGACGCGUUGACGAUCAAGAAGGUUGUGUCUAUCCCGGCGUCCUGCUCCCUUUGUGGGAGUGAUGUGCACUUCUCUGCCGAUUGCAAGCGCCGUCGCGAUAUUGUACCCAACCCCACCUGGUCGAUCGAGAACCGCGACCAAUACAUUGACCCUGAAUGUGGCUUGGCUGCUAUCGAGGAUACGGCAGGAGGGCUGCAAACCGGCAAGACGACGCGCGCUCCUGAGCUCAAGAUCCGCGGCCACGCUGCGCGGACGACAAACGUUCACUACUCAGAAAGUGACGACUCGGAUGUGGAGUUUCUGGGCCACAGGCCUAUCAAGCAGCGAGCACAACUGGGACAGAUUCGGAUGGCCAGUAAUAUUCAGAUGCCGCAGAAUGGGAACUCCCAAAAUGGCAGACCGGGGAGAGGUGGAAGACAGAACGGAGCGCCUGUCCAGCCUCCCCUCCCCCCCGGACCUCCUCCGCCUGGGCCGCCACCUCCUCGAACAGCUUAUGGGCAACCUCCUCCACCGGGUGUUUCGUCGUACGGAUCGCAGCCGUCAGCGCCUCCCCCCUCGCUUCCUCGAAAACCUCCCGCAAGGGACUACCACAAUGUACCCCCACCACCUCAGCAGGGCUCCCGUGGACAGCCAAACAACGGCAACGCGCCUCAGGGGCCAAGGCCUAGAGGAGGUGGGCGUGGCGGACGCGGUGGACGAGGAGGUCGUGGACGAGGUAGGGGCAGGGGAAAAUAG